Molecule: messenger RNA, 453 nt
Organism: Rhododendron vialii
Lineage: Eukaryota; Viridiplantae; Streptophyta; Magnoliopsida; Ericales; Ericaceae
Product: clathrin heavy chain 1-like
Exons: 2
Coding region: 39-395 (118 amino acids)
Biological process (GO): intracellular protein transport; receptor-mediated endocytosis
Cellular component (GO): plasma membrane; clathrin complex; plasmodesma
Molecular function (GO): clathrin light chain binding
Source: RefSeq, a predicted model, not a curated record
GCAUUGUAUCCCAACAGAGAGGAAAAACAGAGGGAAUAAUGACCAAGGCGUUUCAGAGUAUGAUGGACACUUGGUUGAGGGAGAGGAAGAACAACAGUUCGUCAAGUGGACAAUCAAAUGUUUUGCUGAGCCCCAGUGAAGAUACUGAAAUUUACUUUAAGUACAUUAAGGCUGCUGUCAAGGCUGGAAAAAUUGAGGAGGUUGAACGCACGACAAGAGAAUCCAACUUCUAUGACCCUGAGAAGACAAAGAACUUCUUGAUGAAAGCAAAGCUUUGCAAUGCACGACCAAUUAUGAAUGUAUGCGAUCGUUUUGGAUUUGUUCCAGAUCUGACCCACCACCUUUAUUCAAACAAUAUGCUCAGCUACAUUGAAUGUUAUGUUCAAAAGGUAUGAUUUCUGUCAAGGGUCUUAGAUAGCAUUUUUGUCACUUGAAAUGAAGAACUCUUGCAAA